Molecule: messenger RNA, 714 nt
Organism: Fomitopsis serialis
Lineage: Eukaryota; Fungi; Basidiomycota; Agaricomycetes; Polyporales; Fomitopsidaceae
Exons: 2
Biological process (GO): magnesium ion transport
Cellular component (GO): membrane
Molecular function (GO): magnesium ion transmembrane transporter activity
Source: RefSeq, a predicted model, not a curated record
GUGAAGGUCAUCUCAGGCAGUGUGUCACAUCAGAACGCCGGGAAUCAGAUUGGCCGCGCAUCGACCAUCUUCACGUUCAUAUUUUUGGCCAUCACCGCCGUGUCGCAAAUCAUUUGUCUAAACCGUGGACUGAAGGUGUACGACUCUACCCUUGUCGUGCCGGUGUUCUACGGUGUGUACACCGCUGCGGGUUUCCUCAACUCCUUGAUCUUCAACGACGAGGUCGACGCGUAUCAGCCAUGGACACUGUUCCUCAUCUUUGUGUCCAUGAUAAUCCUCAUCUCCGGUGUCGUCCUCUUGACCUACAAGAAGCCCGAGAAGAAACCCACAACCGCUGGCCCUCCUGGCGCCGUCGCCAUGUCAUCGCGGACACCGCGACGGGGCAACGGCCGGAAAAGCGACGACGACGACGAUAGCGAGCAGGACGCGCUCCGGGCUGGCGACGAGCCCGAGCCCGAGGAAGUGUGGCAGAUUGGCGACAUGAGCGACGACGAGGAUGGCGCACGGCCGCACAGUCCGCGCCCGACGCGCCAUCGCAGCGCCAGUGCGCGGUCGAGGGGCGAGGGUGAGGAGGCGCAGAUCCUUGGCGAGGAGGACGAGGAAGGCGGGCGUGACUCGACGUCGUCGGAUGCGACACUGGCGAGGACGGACAACCCACCGCCGUAUGCGGAUGACGAGUUUGGCGGGUGGGAGCAGGGGAAGCUGCGCGAGUGA